UUAUCCUCGCCGAGCGCCUGGGCGCUCGCGUACCUCCGUCUUCCUCGCUCCGUCCUUCCUCGUGCUGUCUCACUGCGCUCACCUCCAGGACGACGCCGAGGCACGUCGCCUGUGCCCUGCCCCCUCUCACCGAGCAUGGAGCGGGACCAAUAGGAGUGCCGCUUCCGGCAACGAAGGCGCUCCAAUCGGCACACGGCGCCGACGGAUAGACGCUGACGAGCGGCGAUUUUGACAGUCGACAGUCGUGCUACUCUCGGUGUUCGCGGUUUAAUCGCGCGCUGGACUUACUAGUACUCGCGACUCGGCUUAAGUCUGGGAUCCUGUGGUUCGUGAAACGGAGCCGUGAAUCCUGAUCGCGAUCGUCAACUCGCGCACUCGUCAAUUUGACAACUCGCGAAAGUGUUUUCCAUUUUUAUUCGGAUUAUUAGAUGUUUUCGGAUCGGGAUUUUUUUCGAAUUAUUGUGAGUGCAAUAAGAAAGGUUGUUCCGAUCGAGUCUCCUGGCGAGACGAGAGGAUUAAACGCAAUCACGUGGUGAUUGAAAAGACAGCGGUUUGCUUCGAACAGAAUUCACGAGGAUAUUUCGAUUGAUUGGACAAUUGCUCGACAAUUGCGAAAAAUUCCAGAAUUCUGCUGAUCUGUAAAAUAGAUUCUAUGAAUAUUCGUACAAAAAAGGAACUAGCCUUCAGCAUUCAAAAAUAACGGUAGAUUUGCCGUGCUUGUUUUUAAAGUCAAACCUACUCGAAAAACGGGCGGACAGCCUCGGUGAUGAAUCGGCCGCGAUAAUACCGAGUGAUUCUUUCGUUGAUCAACACUACAAACAUCGCACAUCGCUCGUCGCAUCGCGGAUAUAUCGCGGAUGCGAACGCGUCGUUCGCACCGAUACGAGUGAAAGGAAGUCUCGGAGGACUCGUUAUCCGCGUCGGACACUGCGGGAGAGGGAAGGGGACCGCGAGGGACCGGCAGAGUAAUUAAAUGCGCGCGUGAGGUAAUCGGAUGAGCUGCGCUAUGGAGUAUCAACAAUUGGCGCCACCACCGGUACCAGCUGGAGUGUUGCACACCCAGGCGCAUCAUCCUCAGCAUCAGCAGCAGCAGCAGCAGCAGCAGCCGGUGCAGCAGCAACAGCAUCCGCACAUCGUCGUCGCGCCGGCUCAUCAGCAGCCGCAAUCGCAGCAGCCACCGCCGCCACCCCUGCCGCCGACUUCUCACAGUCAUCAGGUACACCCGCCGCUACCACCCAUUCACGACGACAGCACCAGUUCCAGGUGGUCUCAGUAUCAGCAUUUAUGGAGGCAGCAUCAUGUUUACAUGAACGGGAAACAAGGUAAAGACGGACCAGAGGAAAAGAAAGAUGCCGACGGCGAGCUUUGGGGCAACGUGGAAGCGCAGGCCGCCUUCCUCGGUCCUAAUCUCUGGGACAAAACUCUGCCCUACGAUGCCGACCUGAAGGUAUUAAACCAUUACGUCGAUCUCGAUGAAUUUCUAUCCGAAAAUGGCAUCCCCGUCGACGGAGUGGCCGGUGGCGGACAGGGCACCAUGCAAAGUAGCCAGCUUCAUAAAAUCAACAACACCGAAGCCGCCGGACAUCAGGGACCAGCGGGUCUUCACCUAGAACCAGUUACCAAGCGCGAGAGAUCACCAUCGCCGAGCGAAUGUUGUUCGCCGGACACCCUGAACCCACCCUCUCCCGCGGACUCCAAUUCCGAGGACUCCUCGCGAAUACAAUAUGGCUUGUCUCUUGUAGCGCUCUCGAUGGCCUCAUCGGGGCGAGACUUCGAUCCACGUACCCGGGCCUUCUCUGAUGAGGAGCUCAAACCUCAACCUAUGAUCAAGAAAUCGCGGAAGCAGUUCGUUCCGGAUGACUUGAAGGAUGACAAAUACUGGGCGCGUCGCAGGAAGAAUAACAUGGCAGCGAAACGCUCGCGGGACGCGCGCCGCAUGAAGGAGAACCAGAUAGCACUCAGGGCCGGCUUCCUCGAGAAAGAGGUGAGUUUUCCCACGGCUGGGAAUUCGAAACCGCUACACAGGUGGAUGAAGAUCUACCAAUGCAAUUAUUUUAACAUGGGCCUGCGGCAGGAGUUAGACCGGUUAAAAAACGAGAACAUGUUGCUGCGCGACAAAUUGAGCAAGUACACGGACGUCUAACACCCCGUCGUCGGUCAUGUACCAGCUCGAGCGACACACAGAGAGAGAGAGACGCGGACGCGAGGGCGCAUCACACCAGCUACAGCUCCCUCGCUUAUAGUUGCAACACAUACGCAUAUAGUCCCACAACAAGAGGAUGCGGAACAUGUUGACGAAUACCACUAACUCUCCCGACCCGACUGCCGCCGCUUUACAACCGACAACCGACUUCCUCAGAAAUCUCCGAAGACCUCUAUGUAUAUAUAUAUGUAUAUAUAUAUAUAUAUAUAUAUAUAUAUAUACACACACACUACACGAGUAUCCGCGUCGCGAGGGAGGAGGGUACAUUCGUCUACACAUCUACAUAAAUGCGCGCAUGCGGCGCUCGACGAGAUACGUCGAUUUCGCGACGAACCGAGUCUUUUAGAAAUUACACAGCGAGCCGUGUUCCGAAACGAAUUGAAUUAUUACGAGAGUCUACCACGUGCACGGCGCAAGAUUCGAAAUCGUACUACUCAUUUCGGCAAUGAAAGGGUGAAUCUCGUCGACGCUAAGCACUGCCACACGUUAAGGAGCUGUAUGAUUAGGUCGACAUGGAGCGGAGGCGAGCGAUGGUUGGGAGAACACGACGCUUUUCUGCGCACAGGUUGAUUGUCCUGGUUCUCCGAGAAUGCGUUAAUUACUGUAGCGUAUCCCACGUGGUGAUGGUACACAAGUGAUUCUAGUUGUUUUAAUUGUAAGAUAAAUGAUAUACGUGUUUCGUUUUCA
Linepithema humile (Argentine ant) is the source of this 2890-nucleotide messenger RNA. It is a transcript of the gene Pdp1, whose product is annotated as PAR-domain protein 1. The record is from RefSeq and is a predicted model, not a curated record. Gene Ontology annotation, molecular function: RNA polymerase II cis-regulatory region sequence-specific DNA binding; DNA-binding transcription factor activity, RNA polymerase II-specific. Gene Ontology annotation, cellular component: nucleus. Gene Ontology annotation, biological process: regulation of transcription by RNA polymerase II. Lineage: Eukaryota; Metazoa; Arthropoda; Insecta; Hymenoptera; Formicidae.